AUAUCCGCAUAACAAAUCAUGAUCAUUCUUCAAUCAAGCUGCAACGAUAUUGCUUAUUCAAAAAAUAGUUUUUAAAUUCAAUUAUAAUUGAAAUGCAAGGAAAGAAAUCCAAAAAUAUAAGAAGCAUGAAGGAUAAAAAUCAAUAUCCCGAUUCAAGAGAUAAUGAUUAUGAGAAAGUACCCGUUGAAGAUUUAACAAAAAAAGUGAAGAUUGUGCCCGAAAAAGUUGGGAAUUUUUGUUUACAGUACGUGGCUACUGCCAGUGUGUGCCUUUUCGCAAUGGCCGCUGGAGGAACAUAUUCCUGGACAUCCCCUGCUCUACCACACCUGAAGAAUAACAAUUCUGAAAUUCCUAUAACGGAAGUAGAGGGCGCAUGGAUAGCUGCACUGAUAGAUGUUGGACUAUUUACCGGAAAUAUCUUAUUUCUAUUUAUUUAUAGUUUUCUAGGUCGAAAAAACUGGAUUCUCAUGAUAUCCAUACCUUACAUAAUUGCAUGGUUGAUGAUUGUUUUCGCAAAAAAUAUCAUUACAUUAUACAUAUCACGUUUUAUCACAGGAAUUGCUGGUGAUUUUGCAAUGGCUUUAGUACCUAUGUACAUAGGUGAAAUUGCUGACAAAGACAUAAGAGGAAUACUACUUAUUGGAAUAAGGAUUUUCGUCAAUUUGGGUCACAUGUAUGUCAAAACAGCCGGCGCAUUAUUUUCUUAUAAUACAAUGAACAUAAUGAUGUUAAUCAUUCCAGUUCUUUUCUUUGCAAUAUUUUUCUUUAUGCCAGAAAGUCCCUAUUAUCUCCUAUUGCAAAAUCAAAGAGAAAAGGCCCUCAAAACUUUAAUGAUGUUGAAAGGAGUCAAGAUACCAGAAAUUAUAGAUUCAGAUCUUAAAAGAAUAGAGAAAUCCGUAAAGGAGAGUCAAGAAAAUAAAAAAUGGAAGUUUCGAGAAUUGUUUGUUGUUAAAGGAAACAGAGCAAGUCUCUUUAUUGCCUUGGUGGCUUGGACGACAAAAUAUUUAUCAGGAUCAACGUCUAUUGGUGCCUUUACUCAAGAUAUUUUCAAAGAAACAGAAAUCCCCUUGGCACCAGAAAUAUGUGCAAUGAUAAUUGCAAUAAUUGGGGUAAUAAUGGCUCUGGUAGCUACUUUAAUAAUCGAGCGAGCUGGCAGAAAAUUGACUUUUUUAUUGUCUGGUUUAUUUAGUGCCCUGGGCCUAGCAAUAGUAGGAAUAUUUUUUUUCAUGAAGACUUGUCUCGAAUUAAAUGUUAAAUCAAUCACUUGGCUACCACUUUUGGGAUUAAUUGUCUAUGAAAUUGCAUUUUCUUUGGGUCUUUCUUACAUACCCUUUAUUUUAAUGGGGGAAAUUUUCGCUCUUGAUGUGAAAAUGCCAGCUGUGCUUUUUAUUAACACGACAAUGAGUAUGGUCUUGAUUACUGUUAAACUUGCAUUCCCAUGGGUCAAUAAUUUAGCAGGUACUUAUGCCAGUUUCUGGAUUUACGCAAUCUGCACUUUCUUCGGCUCGAUUCUCUAUUUUUGCAUCGCUCCUGAAACAAAGGGUAAGACUCUUGAAGAAAUUCAGGAAAAUAUGCAUACAAAAAAGAAAAUAAAGAUUCCCUCCAGAUAAACCAAUAAAGCAAUAUUUCUGAAUAAAAUUUUGAAAGAAAUAGCUGUGAAAUACUUUGUAUUUUCUCCCAGAGCGAAAAUGUUUCUUUACAUGAACGUAAGACUGCAGAUUUUUUGAAACCAAAAACCAAUAUUUUUUCUGAAGCAAAGCCAUGUUGAUUUCCUCAUUUUAAAUCAUUUUUUUUUAAACUUUUAUUUUCAAAUAUAUAUCCAAAAAUUGAUCUUAGUUAUGAAAAAAAUUAAAUGAUCAUUUGGUGUUUAUAGAAUCAGUACAGGCAUUUCGUAUGACAAAAUUUCCUGAGAAAGAUUCCAAGUUUUUUUUAAAGUUCCGGAAAUCGUGUUUCUGUAGACUGACUCGCCGCAUUGCAUUCGAAUGCCAAAUAUUUAAUAGCAUAAUUAAACUAGAGAAAAUGUUGCAAAAGUUAAAAGAGAAACCCUUAUUUCUGAUAGGCUCCGAAUUAAGACUCUUCUAAGAACCUGGAUUUCUUAAUAAAACAGUAAAAAAAACACUUCUGAAGUUUUUAUCUGCUUUGAAACUACCUGUUAAUUUUACAAAAAAAAAUAUUCUAGAUUUCAAUUAAAAUAGACGCAAUUUCAAGUAAUUAAAAAUUUUUUCAUACUCAUUUAUUUGUGAGCAAAUUUACGUUGCGUAAUAUUAAAAAAAGUGCUCAUGCACUUACAUAUCACGAGUUAUGGGUAAAAUGAUACAAAUUAUGAUUACAAAUAAACCUUUUUUUUAUUUUCGUUUAAAAACAAUAAGGUUGUUAACCAUUGUUGAAAUAACACUCUUCAUACCAGCAAAUUUGUGCAUGAAUUAUGUAUUUUCUGAAUGAAAAUUGAUUCCAGAAUAUGUGUAAUCGAAACUAACAAAAAACUACUUGGUUUUUCAUUAUCUAUUUAUUAUGUUAAAAAUUGUUCUUCAAGGGAUUA
Molecule: messenger RNA, 2539 nt
Organism: Belonocnema kinseyi
Lineage: Eukaryota; Metazoa; Arthropoda; Insecta; Hymenoptera; Cynipidae
Product: facilitated trehalose transporter Tret1-like
Exons: 2
Coding region: 93-1610 (505 amino acids)
Biological process (GO): transmembrane transport
Cellular component (GO): membrane
Molecular function (GO): transmembrane transporter activity
Source: RefSeq, a predicted model, not a curated record